UCCAAACCUGCACUUCCCCCUUCCAGAGACGGUGUUUUGUAGUUAGUUGUCUCUAGAAAUCAGAUGAAAGAUUCUUAGAUUAGCGCGAAAACGAUCUAAAUUUCAAUUGUUGGGUUUAGCUUAGUUUUUUUCUUUCUAUAUUCACUAUAACUUAAACCAAAAUGUCACAUCAAACUGGAAUAACAGCUUCUCCGGAAUUAAAAGUCUUUUUUGGUACUGCUAAAAGUGAAGGUAUACGGUUUAUGAAGUUAAGUAUUGAAAAUGAAGUGCUAGCUUUAGAGAAACAUUUGUUGCCAAAGGGUGACUGGAAAAGUGAUUAUGAUAAAAUGGUCCUUACCUAUUUGGAUGAUAAGAAACCUUGUUACAUACUAUAUCGCUUGGAUACAAAAAAUAACCUUGGAUAUGAAUGGCUCUUUAUUGCUUGGUCUCCUGACUUUUCACCGGUGCGCGAGAAAAUGGUAUAUGCUGCUACACGGGCAACCUUGAAGUCUGAGUUUGGCGGAGGUGUAAUAAAGGAGGAAUUAUUUGGUACAGUUGAAGAUGAUAUUUCUUUGAAUGGCUUUCUGAAACAUAUAGAAUUCCAAAAGGCACCUGCUCCAUUAACGUUUGCUGAGGAAGAGCUAGAAAUUAUUAAGAAAACUGAAGUGAAUACUGAUGUGAAUAUUGAUACCAAGAAUCAAACUAUGCAAGGUCUAGCAUUCCCUAUAACAAAUGAUUGUGUUGCAGCUUUGGAGCGCCUGAGGAAUGGUUUAAUAACUUAUGUCCAGCUUAGUAUUGAUAUUGAAAGAGAAAGAAUUUGCUUAGAAACUGAAGCCGACAUUGACGUCAGUUCAUUACCAAUGAAAGUGCCUGAUAACCAUGCCCGGUAUCAUUUCUUUAUAUUCAAACAUACCCAUGAAGGAGAUUAUUUAGAGAACAUUGUAUUCAUAUAUUCUACUCCUGGUUAUAGUAUUCCAGUGAAAGAAAGAAUGCUUUAUUCAAGCUGUAAAUCUUGUUUUCUCAGUUAUGUUGAACAGAAUAUGGGAAUGGAAAUUGUCAAGAAGAUUGAAAUUUCUGAGGGUGCUGAAUUAACUGAUGAGUUCUUGCAGGAUGAACUUCAUCCAAAGAAAAAUAUUGCUCGGCAAGCAUUUGCUAAACCAAAAGGCCCUUCAAAUCGAGGACCAAAGCGAAUGAUCAGACCCACUUCAGAUUCAUCUGCAGUUAACUGAGUCGGUUGAUGAAGUAACCAUUGAACCUCAUAUUGGUAACGAAGUGCUAUUCAAAGGAAAAAAAUAAAAAAAUAAAUAUAAAAGUAAAAAAACAAAAACAGCAAGAAUCAUAACUAAGAGAAUAAUUAAUUGACAAAAUCUUGUAUAUUCUCUUUCUCCUCUUCCCAGCUCAUAAGGCAUUUUUAAUUAACAUACCAUAUUCUUUAUGCCCUUUUCUCUGUCUUUCCUCCAUAAAAUGGAGUUAGUAAAAUAUAUUUUUUGUAUUUUCAAUGUUUUUCUUCCUUUUUUUUAUUGGAAAAAGAAAUUUCUAUUUAUAAUUAUGGAACAUUUGAUAAUCCUUGAUUCAAUAUAAUUAUUGAACAUUUGAUAAAUUUUGUUUGAUUGACAAGAGGUAUGUUGUGUAUGAUUGAUGUAAAAGGUGGAGGUUUGAAAUUUCAUUAAAAAAAAACACAAUUUGUAACUGAUUUUUAUAUAUAAAUUUGAAAUAAAUGUUUUAGUAUUUUUUUUUUUUUAGUUGUGGUGGUGAGGAUGGGUGGUAUAAAAUGAUAUUUAAGAAAUGUCUUUUUUAAAAAAAUUUUGUAUUACAUUUAUAGUUGAUUUGAGAAUUAUAAUUUAAAAAAGCAAAUCAACAAAAUUCCAAAAUAUGGUUGAUAUAUAUUUACCCUGUGAAAUAUUUCCAAAUAUUUAAUCUUUCAUUAUUUUAUAAGUGGUGAAGAUUGAUUUAUUUAGUCUACAGAAUAUUUCUAAAUUCCUAUUUAAUCCUAUAUACUAAGUGAAAAGUCCUUUUGUUGCCGUCGUCUUUGUCUACUUCACUACUUGGGUUUUGGCGUGCUCUGGUCAGUUGGUGACUUUGACCCUAUAUGAAUUUCUAUUAUACAUAUACACAGAUGAUCUGUUGGAACAGUUGUUGUCUAUUAUAGUAAAUAUUUCCAGAAACAGUGGGAUAAAAUGCAGUCUCGAAGCUGAUUGGCUGAAUUUGAACUCAAUCAUUUAUCAAUGAAAUUUGUUACAGAUCAGUGCAUUGCCAUCUGUAUCACUCUUACAGAGCUGAUAAUGAUAUCACAACGAAUUAUAUUGAACUAAUAAUAAUAAUAAUAAUAAUGGUUUCAAAUUAUGGCAUAAGACCAGUAAUUUUAGGGAUUGAGGCUUAGUUGCAUGAUUGCAUAUUUUAUGUUUUAAGUUUGCACGUUUUUGAAAUAACUAAGGAUUGAAGUUAAAAUUUCUUAUUUAUUUGAGUGGAUAAAUAAAGUUUGUUGACUAGUCAUCAUUAGACAUGUUCAAGCAACAUCUUGCAAGACUCAAACCAAUUCCAGAAAUCUUUCAUUAUUUGAUAAGCAGUAAAUGAAAUGUGUUGAUGGCUGAGACAAAAGGAUGAUAGACUAAAGUGCAGGACAUACUGUACUUAGUUUCAUCUUUCACAGUUCCAAGUUCAAAUUACAAUAAAGUAAACUCUGAAUUUUCAUUUUUCUCCCUUCAAGUCAACAAAACAGCACUGAUAAUAUACAGGAAUUAACUAUACUUUGCUUCUUUCAAUAUUUGGACUUAUGCCAAAUAAAUCAUUUGAUAAGUAGUAGAUCUUGUUAUUUUAUAUAUGAUUUUUUCCAUUUUUGCUCUUUAGUCUCUCAAAUUGUCUUCUAUGUAUAUAAAGUAUACCGACAAUAAAGAAAAAAACAAGAGAAACACUUUUAAUGAGAAUAUGUUACGGUAGUCAGACACUUUCUAAAUUGUUUUUUUUAUUAUUGAUUUUGUAUUGAUCUAUAUUUCAUGGUUGAAAGUGGGUGUCAGAGAAAAUAAGUAUUUUUGGAUGACAGAAUUGGUGAAGUGCUGGACAAGAUAUGUUGCAUUAUUUAAUUACAUUAAUUUAUAUUCUAAUUUUAAGUCUUACUGGAUUUGAUUUUGUACUUUAUUCUUCCAGGAUUGAUGAAAUAAUUACAAAGCAAAAAUGUGGGUGGGUCAGUUCAAUCAAUUCUACUCUCCUCAAAAAAUCUGUGAUCCUCUGCCAGUGUACAGAACCAUUAUUUGUAUUAUUAUUAUUAUUAUUAUUAUUAUUAUUAUUAUUAUUAUUAUUCAGUAGUUUUAUUUUUAUAGCGUGCUUUCACUUCACUACCAAGCACAGCUCUGUGUGCCUUGGGUAUGUGCUGUGUUUUGCGUAGGAUGUGUGCAGUGCCCAGUAGUGCAGUUUUCUGUAUGUUAUAUAUAUUUGUAAGUCCUGGUGUUUUUGUUAUGUAUUUGUCUGAAUGUUUUGUUUUGUAUUUGUCUGAAUAUUCCUACUAUGAUAGGAAUUGUUUCUGUUUUUAGAUUCCACAUUCGAAUUACCUCUGUUUCCAGGUCUUUGUAUUUUGAAAGUUUCUCCAUUUCUUUUAGAGAAAUGUUGUCAUCUGCUGGUAUUGAUACAUCAAUUAGAAAGCAUUUUUUUUCUUUUAUUACUAUUACUAUUAUUAUUAUUAUUAUUAUUAUUAUUAUGGAAAUGAUAAUAAUGGUUUAAGUAAUUAAAAAUGGAAAAAGUUGCAGGGGAAUGGCAGAAUCUUAAGAACAUUGAACAAAAUGCUCGCAGUAUUUGUUUCACUCUUUGUGUUCUGAGUUCAAUUCCUGCUGAAGUCAAAUUUGCUACUCACCCUUCUCAGAUCAAUGAAAUAAGUACCAUCAAGUAAAUUUAAUUGACUAACCCCUACCUCUUAAAUUUAUGGCUGUGUCCCUGCCUAUGUUAGAAAUUAUUAUUACUAUGAAAAAUGAUAGGACUGAUUACAUUUAACAUUUUUUAUUUUGUUCUCUUCCACUAAAUUUUAAGUUCAAACCCUCUUGGGUCAUGUUACCAGGUUAAACACAUUGACCCUAUCCAUCCCCAACAAUUAUGUGGUUUUGUGCUAAUGUAAUAAAUCAUUAUUAUAAAAAGCUUGAAUUUGUAGAGUUGCUAAAGUGUGAAACAAAAACCCUUGCUGUAUUUCUUGCAGCUCUUUUUGCUCUGAGUUCAAAUCUUGCUGAGGUUAACUUUGCCGUUCAUUCCCCAUGUGAUUAAUAAAAUAAAGUACCAGUCUAGUACAGGGUCAAUUUAAUCAAUUAAGUCCCUGCUAUCAAAUAGCAGGCUUUCUGCUUAAAUUUUAAAUUAUUAAAAAGAGUGGUGGAUUAGCAAAAUUGUUAAGAGUGUUGGACAAAAUGCCUUGUAUAUAUUCAAACUCUGCAUUUUGUUUACAUUUUGGAUUCAAAUCUUACUCAAGUUAGCUUUGUUUUCCAUUCCUCCAAGGAUGACAAAUUAAAUACCAGUUAAGUACCGAAGUUGACAUAAUCCACUAACCCUCUACCCUAAGUUUCUGUUCUUGUACCUAUGUUAGAAACAUUAUUAGAGGCAGCUAAUGGCUGAAUUGACAGAUCAAGAUUCCUUGCUGUAUUUAGUUAUGUCCCUUUACAUUCCCAUCAAGUUAACUGACCCUUUUAUCCAACCAGGGUUUAUGAAAUAAUUUACCUUUCAAAUAUGGAGUGUCAGUAUAACAACAAAUUUGUAUCUUUGUGCCUAUAGUCUCAUACUGUAUGACAUUAGAUUUAAAUGUUGUAGAGUAUCUAAUUUUGUUUCUUCAGAUUCCAGUGGGAGAAAAGCAAAGUGCAAAGCCCACCCUAGAAGAUUUGAAAUUUAUAAUUUAGAGAGAUAAAAGUAAAUAAUGCCAUCUAACAUAGGCUCAAGGCCACAAAAUUUAUGGGAAGGAGGAAGAUUUGAAUCACUUAUGUGACUGGUACUUUAUUUUAACAAUUCUAUAAGAAGAAAAAACAGCAAAUUAUUCCCUGGUUGAUGAAAUUAAAAAGUACAAGGUAUUUAAUUAAAUGUUUUUCAGUAAAUUAACAUGACAUUUUAAGGUACAAAAUGUUGAAGGGGAAAUAUUUUGAAAAAUGUAUUUAAGACUGGACUUGUGUAAUCAUUGAAAUAAAUGAUAGUUGUAGAAUGCAACUAGUUGGAUAGAGUGCAAACUUCACUUGAAGGUGGAGACUAUUCAAAUUCAGUUGAGAUGAAAUUGUGUAAUUUUUUUAGCAAAUUUUUAAAAAUAAAAUAAAAUAAUGUA
Messenger RNA from Octopus bimaculoides (California two-spot octopus), 5257 nucleotides. RefSeq names its product twinfilin-1. Gene Ontology annotation, molecular function: actin filament binding; actin monomer binding. Gene Ontology annotation, biological process: barbed-end actin filament capping; regulation of lamellipodium assembly; actin filament depolymerization. The record is from RefSeq and is a predicted model, not a curated record. Gene Ontology annotation, cellular component: actin filament; cytoplasm; myofibril. NCBI's taxonomy places the organism in Eukaryota, Metazoa, Mollusca, Cephalopoda, Octopoda, Octopodidae.